This is a messenger RNA of Rubroshorea leprosula, 1168 nucleotides long. The record is from the annotation of a GenBank genome assembly. NCBI's taxonomy places the organism in Eukaryota, Viridiplantae, Streptophyta, Magnoliopsida, Malvales, Dipterocarpaceae.
GCUUCUUAGUUAAACACAGAAACAGUUUCUUCCCUCCUGUUUCUCGCUCUUUUCCUACCUCUAUGCUAAUGCGUUUACUUCUCGUCAACUUUUCUCUUCAAUUUUUGUGUUUCCUUUUCUAUGAUCGAUGGCUGUUUCGUUUCUCUGUUACAAAUUAGGGUUUUGAUCUGUUCCUAUUCAUGAUUGCUGAAUCGUUUUUCCAAAAAAAAAAAAAAAAAAUUGGACUUUGGAAUUGACCUGUAUGUUCUUCUGAUUUCACUAUCGAUUUGUGUUCUAAUCUGAAUUUCGUUGGUGUGAAUCGAGUUAUUUGUACAUUUCUGCGUAAUGUUUAGGUCGAAUUGAUUUCAUCCUUUUAAGAUUUGCUUGGAUUUGUACGGAUUCUAGCGUGAAGUCAAGCUUGUUCCUUUUUUAAGAGUCUUUUUGGGGUUUUAUCGUGUUGUGACGCAAUGGUGGUGGGUUCUCGGACUCCGAUUGGGUCGCCGCCGCUAUCACAAUCCUCGAAGAAGUACGGAAUCACAGUCUAUAUCUCUUGCUGGUCCUACCGACGUUGAUAUCCAGCGCAAUGCUGAAUUGGAGAAGUUUCUGGUGGAUUCGGGGCUUUGCGAAAGCAAAGAAGAAGCUGCCAAAAGAGAAGAAGUUCUUGGUCGUAUCAGUCUGGUACAUGGACCUGGGGCUGACAUAGACACUUUGUGUGUUGGACCUUCUUAUGUGAAUCGAGAGGUGCUUCAGGAAUAGCUGGCCAAUCAUUUACUUUUUCAAUAAAUCUGAGUGCUUUUGGUUUCAAUUCAACUAAUACUUGUUUGAGUUUAUUUACCCAGGAUUUCUUCGUUAUUUUGCAUAAUACUCUGGCUGAAAUGGAAGAAGUUACUGAACUUCAACCAGUUCCAGAUGCUCACGUCCCAGUUAUGAAAUUUAAGUUAUGAAAUUUAAGUUCCAGGGAAUAUCAAUUGAUCUUCUUUAUGCAAGUAUAUCUCUUUUGGUUGUUCCAGAUGUAAGUCUCAAAUGCAUUAAUUUAUUAUUACUUGAACUUAGCAAUCUCAUUGACCUGCGCGCUUAUGCCUUCUUCCACUUGAGGUAGAGAAUGAUUUCAUUUAAUUUACGGCUUAUUUAGUACAGUAUCUCGAAGACAAAGGUACUAGUUAAGUGAAAGUAAAUGCUAUCACCUCUU